Molecule: messenger RNA, 2347 nt
Organism: Styela clava
Lineage: Eukaryota; Metazoa; Chordata; Ascidiacea; Stolidobranchia; Styelidae
Source: RefSeq, a predicted model, not a curated record
UUUCUAGUUGAGAUUUUAUAGUGAGUAGAAUAAAGUUGAUAGCAAAAGGGUAAACAAACUUUCUCGCUAAGACAUUGAUUUGAUACUUUAAUUUCUUCAUUUUCGUGUACUUCAUUUUCGUGUUUGCUAUAAAAAUUCAAAUAGGUAAAUAGGGCCUCAUUUUAAUAAUGAAAUAUUGACCUGAAAUUUCCAAUGGAGAGUAGGAACAUAAGAAGUUAUUUGAUUUAAUGGUAGUGUGAGACGAGUUUACUUACGUGUCACUAUCUUUCAAUUUUGAUUCUAUAUUUGCGUUUCGAAAUAUGCAUUGAAUUGUAUACUAAAAUUGUAUCAACUUUGGCAAAUGAGGCUGACAGACACUUGCCGCAUGCACUGCAGUACCCGUAUGGCCACCUUACUUCCUUAGCUGAACACCAAGUUUGCUGAAACAUCAGCGGACAAUCGUGACGGAGGCGGCCGAACGCGACAGAAAAUUGAUCCCGUGAAUUGAAAUGAAACUUCUGUUUCCCUAGGGCAGAGAGAAAAUUUCUGAAAUAAAAUAAAUUGCUAUUACUUCUAUUAGUUACUCCUUAAUUUUCUAAGAAUCCUAUGAGAUCUGAUAUUGCAUCCAAAAUUUCGCUGUAUUAUAUUUUUUAAUUCGUGGGAACACGGAUUUUACUCCGCAAUGCGUGACGGCCGUCUCCCGUUUUGAUUUAUCGAACUCGUUGUACGCGAAAGUUGGAAGUUUUUGAAUACCGGUGACGCGCUGUAGUCUAGGUACUGUGAAAGGUAUAAACACUGUAGACGCACGAAUCAUCAGCUAGGGCAGUCCGGAUAUUGUAUCGGCUUUUGUGUCCAUUUAUUUCAGUAUUGCUCUCUUAGCGUAUUCUCUCAUUGCUGUUCCUAGCGUAUUGGUUUUGAAUCCCAUCUCCGGAUAUGGCCGAUCUUUUUAUAUGGUGAUGAAAAAUUGGAUCGAGAUCAAUUUUAUAUCGUGUUCCCUACGAUAUUACUUCAAGACGACACCAGAAAAAUACGAAAUGGAAGAUUCAGAAAAACCAGUUCAAGAAGAAAACGAAAAACAUACCAGAAAUCAGAACUUCGAUCGUCUGUACUCACAAGUAGGAUCAGAGGAAAUCUUCUACUCUGACGCCGAUGAUUUUGCAUACAAUUUAGCCGUGCAAUUUACCACUAACGAUGAGGAGGAGCGGUUACAAUAUCUGAGUCGUCUUGAAACUUGGAAAAAUAAGAAACAGUGCUAUGGAAAUGUUCGACGUUGGUUUAUCAUGUCCUUGGGAGGGUGUUUUGGUGCUUUAAGAGGGAGAUAUAAUUUGAACGCGGAAAUGAAGUUAAUACGCGAUGUUCUGAGUGGAGUGAUAACGGAAGCAGCCGCAAAAUCCGCGUCAAAAAAUGCUAUCAAAGCGAUUGCUCCUGAAGUUUCUGCUACCACAGUCCGAGAAACUGUGAAAUCUGCGGCUUUGAGUGCAAGUAAAGCAGCCGUCAAAAAAUCAUUGAAAUUUACAAAAACGUUCCAAUUUGGAUACUACUUUGCGUAUUUCGUAGCUGGAUGUGGACUUUCUGCAGCUGCUGUAAAAGGAUACACGGUGUGGAAACGUCGUCAUUCCAAAGAUAUACCAAGGAAACUUGAUUAAACUCGACGAAGAUUGACUAUUCGAUUACUAACGUUUCAGGGCUCAAUCAACAAUUAUUGUGUCUAGUAUGAAAAUUUAUGGCGCUUUCAACAGUUUUCAAGUCUUCAGUUAUUUGAUCUUCUAGGCAAAUUUUUUUGUCAAAAAAGUGAUACUAAAAUUGAUUGUAUUUUUGAUUUAACAUUGAAUCUCUUACGAAUCAAAAUGAAGAUAUUUUCACUUUGACGUAAAUUAUCAUUUCCGAUGAAUAUUCAAAAAGAAAACAAAUCUAGCCGUUCUUGAUAAUGACGUUGCAAUCCAAAUAUGAUUAUGAAGUGGGAUUCAAUGAAAAGUCCGAACCCUAAAUUGACCAUCCAAACUUCGUUGCUGAGACUUUAUUAUUGUAAUAAGGGAUCUAAUAUAAGUGUCUCUCCUUGCUCACAAUUUAAUUUUUUAGUAUGACCAUCAUUCCGAACAUUGGCUAAAUAAAAUAUGAAAAAUAGUUAUUUACAAAACACAAAGUCCAAAUGUUACUGCAGCGGGUAACAGCAGUGUAUUAAGUUGGUUGACAGGCGUUAUUAUAUGACGUCAUAAUUCUAGAAUGGAUCUCACUUCCUGUCUUCUGCUUUCAGCACGAGUUUAGUGCAUUAGUGUUGUCUUGUUGUAUAGUCCGGGUUUGGCUAAAUAAGAUUAUUUUAGUGCCUAAUUUGUUGUUCUGAAUUAUUAUGCAGAAAUAUAAGGUUAGG